AUGAAGAUGGGAGGAACCUGGCUGGGUCUGCCAGUUGGAAUGCACUUGCUGGCUCUGGGACACAGGCACUUUUCAAACAAAUGGAGAAACAUGAUGGAUUUCAGAAAAUUCAGGCUGUUUGUUUGCCUCGUAGGGCUCAGCUGUGCUAGCUUCUGGGUUUUUUACAAUAAUUUGACUGAAUUCUGUAUAUUCUGUGAAAACAGCCAAGAUUACAUGUUCCCCAUAGAGACUUUUAGAAGAAUCGGAGGAAACUUCUCACAGCUCCCGGAUAUAGACUGCCAUAAGAAUCCGCCUUUCCUCGUCCUGCUUGUGACAUCCUCGUACCACCAUGUCGAUGCCAGGAUGGCCAUCCGGCAAACCUGGGGGAAGGAGAGAAUGGUCACCGGCAAGCGCCUGGUGACAUAUUUCCUCCUGGGAAGCACUGUGAAUCUCAGCCAGCAGGCUGAUAUCGCUGCUGAAAGCCAAAAGUACAAAGACAUUAUUCAAAAGAAUUUUACUGACACGUAUUACAAUUUGACUUUGAAGACCAUGAUGGGAAUUGAAUGGAUUCACAGAUUUUGUUACCAGUCCAGCUUUGUGAUGAAAACCGACACAGAUGUGUUUGUCAAUGUUUUUUACCUCACUGAGCUGCUUCUAAGGAAAAAGAGGACCACUAGAUUCUUCACAGGCUUUUUAAAACUGCACGAGUACCCCAUACGGAGAAGAGGGAGUAAGUGGUACGUGAGUAGAGAAGAGUAUCCGGGAAAGACGUACCCACCGUUUUGUUCCGGGACUGGCUAUGUUUUAUCCACCGACGUUGCUAGUCAGAUCUAUAAUGUUUCAGAGAGCGUUUCGUUCAUUAAACUGGAGGAUGUAUUCAUAGGACUGUGCCUUGCCAAAUUAAAAAUUCAGCUGGAGGAGCUUCAUUCAGAGCAGACGUUUUUUCCAGAAAGGAUUAGGUUCUCUGUUUCUCGCUUUAAGAAAAUUGUGAUGUGCCAUGAAGUAGAACCAUCUGAGCAGCUGAGCUACUGGAAUCACUUAGUGACAGAAAAUCACGGAGGAGUGCUCUAG
Molecule: messenger RNA, 1050 nt
Organism: Gymnogyps californianus (California condor)
Lineage: Eukaryota; Metazoa; Chordata; Aves; Accipitriformes; Cathartidae
Gene: B3GALT5
Product: beta-1,3-galactosyltransferase 5
Exons: 2
Coding region: 1-1050 (349 amino acids)
Cellular component (GO): membrane
Molecular function (GO): N-acetyl-beta-D-glucosaminide beta-(1,3)-galactosyltransferase activity
Source: RefSeq, a predicted model, not a curated record